This is a messenger RNA of Seminavis robusta, 231 nucleotides long. NCBI's taxonomy places the organism in Eukaryota, Bacillariophyta, Bacillariophyceae, Naviculales, Naviculaceae. The record is from the annotation of a GenBank genome assembly.
AUGGAAGCCAAGAAGGAAACCAAGAAGCGAGCCGCUCGAGAGUCCAUCGAGUCAACCGACUCUGCCUUCGAAGGAGCCUUUGAGAAUGUCACUGGUCAAGGAUUGACAAAAGUCGUUGGUAUGUUCGCUCGUGCCGAUGCCCCCGCCGCCGAAGGAAAGAAGAAAGAAGGAGAGGACUUUGGUUUUCUUUUUGAACACGUCGACGAGUUUGACCUUGCACUUGAUGAUUAG